AUGGUUAGUUCUUCUGUGGAAAGGGCCACGAGCGAUAUGCUUAUCGGUCCAGAUUGGGCUAUGAAUAUCGAGAUCUGUGACAUGUGCAACCGUGAUCCUGCACAAGCAAAAGAUGUUAUAAGAGGUAUAAAGAAGCGGCUUGGUAGCAAAAAUCCAAAAGUCCAGCUUCUUGCCUUGACGCUACUGGAGACUGUUGUGAAGAACUGUGGUGAUAUUGUUCAUAUGCAUGUUGCUGAGAAAGAUUUACCCCAUGAGAUGGUGAAAAUUGUGAGAAAGAAGCCAGACUUUCAAGUAAAAGAGAAGAUAUUGAUUCUAAUAGAUACUUGGCAAGAAGCUUUUGGAGGACCAAGGGCAAGAUAUCCCCAGUAUUUUGUGGCAUAUCAGGAUCUAUUGCGUCUUGGUGCAGUUUUUCCUCAGAGAUCUGAGAGGUCUGCACCUGUUUUCACACCACCACAAACACAUCCAUUGACAUCUUAUCCACCUAAUCUUCGUAAUACUGAAUCUGGACCUGAUGUUGCUGAAUCUUCUGCAGAAGCUGAGUUUCCAACAUUAAGCUUGACAGAACUUCAAAAUGCUCGUGGUAUCAUGGAUGUUCUUGCUGAAAUGCUGAAUGCAUUGGAUCCUAGCAACAAAGAGGGACUUAAGCAGGAUGUCAUCGUUGAUCUAGUGGAACAGUGUCGUAAUUACAAGCAAAGAGUGGUGCACCUUGUUAACUCGACGUCGGAUGAAUCGUUAUUAUGCCAAGGGCUAGCACUGAAUGAUGACUUGCAACGUUUACUGGCUAAGCACGAGUCAAUUGCUUCUGGAGCUAUCUCUGCUCAGUUGGAGAAGCCAAAAUCUGUAGUAGAGAAGCCAAAUUCAGAACCUUCUAAAGCUUUGGUCCUUGUUGAUGCCCCUCUUAUCGAUACAGGCGAUACCACUCAAGACUUACAGUCAUCAUCCAACACUAGCUUAGGGAGUCAACUAUCCCUCACUGCUCCCCGGGCUAAUAACGGUCAGCCGACAACUCCAGAGAAAGCCGACCCAAAAAUAGACCUUUUGAGUGGAGAUGACUUCAAUUCGCCCACGGCAAACUCUCUGGCUCUUGUCCCCGUGAGCCAACCUCAGACGGCGAGCCCCAUUGCGUCACAGCAGAAUGCGCUUGCUCUUGUCGACAUGUUCUCAGGAAGUAAUAACAGCCAGCCUCUGAAUCCCAUUGGGCAAGCCUAUCCUUCCUCUCCCCAAUUCCAGCAGCAAACGAAUUUACAGUCUCCACAGACUUCUUUCUACCCCAACGGCGCCGUAUCUGGUCCCAUGGUAGCUCAACAGGAUCAACCGCUCUACUCACAAGGCUCUGGUUCUGCAUGGAGUGGCCAGAUGGCCCAGCAACAGCAGCCUCCUUCACCCAUUUAUGGUACUCAAAACAGUGCCUUUCCCCCUCCACCAUGGGAAGCUCAACUGGAUGAUAGCAGCAGCCUUGCCAGCCAGCCUCCACAAAUGCAAGCUGUAAACCCAACAGGCCCAUCACCGAGUGCCACAUAUCCCCCUGUCGGCAACAAUCAGGUCAUCGGCCCAUACAACGGCCACCUCCCCGCUAGUAAUCAAAUGUCGGGCCCAGGCCCAAACCCAAACCCCAUGGUCAUCUAUCCUCAGCCAAUGCAAUCCGGACAGAUGAUGGGUUACACGUAUCCUCAGCAGAUGUAUGGAAACCAGAUGGCCGGUUACGGAUAUGGUUAUGGCUAUGGCUAUGGCCCACAGCAAAAUGUACAGUUCAUCCAGCAAGGCAUGUCUGGUCUAUCUAUGAGGGACGAUAGCGGGCUCAGAGGUUCUUUGUACUCAUCGUCGAGUGUGCGGCCAUCCAAGCCCGAGGACAAGCUGUUUGGGGACUUGGUUGACUUGUCUAAGUUCAAACAAGGAAAAACUACACCAGGUAGAGCUGGGAGCAUGUGA
Messenger RNA from Striga hermonthica, 1929 nucleotides. The record is from the annotation of a GenBank genome assembly. NCBI's taxonomy places the organism in Eukaryota, Viridiplantae, Streptophyta, Magnoliopsida, Lamiales, Orobanchaceae.